UUCCCGGAAGGUUUCUGCACUUCAACAGCAGCCUGAGUCUCCGAGUGACUGUCUGCGACUGGGAAAACACUUCACUUCAAUUCCUUCAGCAAACAGAUCAUCCUUUACAUCUACACAGCUCAGCAUUUCUUUAACUUAUUGAUGAAAAUAAGGAGAUGUGCAGUUAGUUCAGGGUUUAAUAGCAAAAUGACCAACAGCUCUACAGCACCUAAACUCAUCACGGAUGCAGGUGAUGGUGAUCCUGAACUCCACACGGCAAACCCUUCGAACUCUGUGUUUCCUAAAACAGCAGACGAACUCUGCAAACUUCCUGGGAGAUUACGUAUUAAUCCGUCUCUAUGGGAUAAAGACGAUGUUAAUUUGUGGUUGCGAUGGGCUCAGAGGGAAUACGCCCUGCGCCGUGCCGAUCACGAGAAGUUCGAGAUGAACGGCAGAGCGCUGUGUCUCCUCACCAAGGAGGAUUUCCGGCUGCGCUGCCCCAGCUCAGGUGAUGUACUGUAUGAACUCCUCCAGCAUGUUAAGCAGCAGCGACGCUCCCAGACACAGGCAACACCCAGCUCUAUCGGCACUGCAGGUCUGUGCAGCUCCACUAACAGAUCUGUGCCUGUGUGUCCAGUGAAUCCACACUCUCGAACCUUAAACACGUCCGGUCCAGAAAUGGGACAAAAUUCACAAGUUCAGCCAACUAGCCUUCCACAAACGCAAACAGAGCAUCCAUGUGUUUCUGAAGAAGGAAAAUCACAGAUGUCUCCAGUCAUGGCUGGCCAUCAUCACGUCCUCUGCAAUAGAGACGAACCGCUCAACCUGUCCUACAAAACGAAAUCGUCCAAGGUCACAACGCCGAGCAGUGAAGCCAACGGAAAACUUACAGAUUGCAGAUUAUUAUGGGAUUACGUGUACCAGCUGCUGUUGGACACUAGAUAUGAAGCCUACAUCAGGUGGGAAGACCGGGACUCCAUGAUCUUUAGAGUGGUGGACCCGAAUGGACUCGCUCGCCUCUGGGGAAACCAUAAGAACCGAGCCAACAUGACCUAUGAGAAAAUGUCUCGAGCACUACGGCAUUAUUAUAAACUCAACAUCAUCAAAAAAGAGUCGGGCCAGAGACUCCUCUUCAGAUUUCUUAAAACCCCUGAUGAGAUCAUGCUGAGCAGGUCUGAUCGUUCUGAGCCCCCUGAGUCUCCUGAAAGCCCCGUGUCACCUCCUGCUUACAAAGAGGGAACUCUGGAAGUGUCGCCGUCCUCAACGCCAAACCACUCUAGUCCUGAAGCUCUUCGCAUCCUCAGUGUGUCCCCGCUGCCAUGACCAUGCAGUCUACAUCACAAAAUAUCUCCAUCUUGCACUAGCUCAACCCUGUUUCUUUUUUUUUCUUUCACAGUUUUCACUAUAAAUGCAAAUACAGUUAAACUAAUUCAAAAUUGAUGUGUACAACCAUGCUGGCUUAAUCUCUACUCUCAAUUUCUAUUUUCAUUUCAACCUGAAAGACCUGGGCAUCUAACAUUUAUAUUAAAUGUCCAGCUAUAAAUAUCAGACUCUACCUAUCUACUCCAUCAUCCAAAUUCCACUAUUUCAGUUCUCAUCAUCAUCAUCAUCAUCAUCAUCAUUUUUUUUUUUAUGUGAAACUAUAGAGAUUUUUUUCUUGGUAGAAUGCAACAAACACAUUACAAUCUGGGUUCUGGUUACAUUUUAAAUCUGUUUUCUUUAUGAUAUGUAAUUAAUGUAAUUAUUAUCUCAUUUUACAUGGAAGAUUUAUAAAAAAAUAAAUAAAGGUGUGGAAAUAUUUGAAA
Molecule: messenger RNA, 1784 nt
Organism: Clarias gariepinus (North African catfish)
Lineage: Eukaryota; Metazoa; Chordata; Actinopteri; Siluriformes; Clariidae
Gene: etv7
Product: ETS variant transcription factor 7
Exons: 9
Coding region: 142-1302 (386 amino acids)
Biological process (GO): cell differentiation; regulation of transcription by RNA polymerase II
Cellular component (GO): nucleus
Molecular function (GO): DNA-binding transcription factor activity, RNA polymerase II-specific; sequence-specific DNA binding
Source: RefSeq, a predicted model, not a curated record